Molecule: messenger RNA, 5636 nt
Organism: Sitodiplosis mosellana (orange wheat blossom midge)
Lineage: Eukaryota; Metazoa; Arthropoda; Insecta; Diptera; Cecidomyiidae
Product: oxysterol-binding protein-related protein 1
Exons: 16
Coding region: 843-4238 (1131 amino acids)
Cellular component (GO): membrane; intracellular membrane-bounded organelle; cytosol
Molecular function (GO): sterol binding; protein binding
Source: RefSeq, a predicted model, not a curated record
GACAGCUGAAAUUGACAUUUCGGAUCUUGCCAAUGUUUUUCUUUAUAUGUCUUGUGAUUUUGGUCUUGUAAACAAAUAGCGUAUAAUAUCGCAAUUUGUGUGUAAAAAAAAAUUUCAAUUGCAUUUUAUCAACAAUGUGGUUUUCGUGAUGCUUAUGACCAUUUUUGAAAUUUAGAACCAUUUAUAUCAUUUGGAUAUGAUUCAUAAUGUGACAUAUAUCAAAUCCCUAUAAAAACAUCAAAGCAUUGUUUAUUUUAAGGUAUUAGUCAUCAGCAGAAAAACCAAUUGAAUCAUCGCCAUUAUAGAGCUAUUUCAUCUCAUUAAGAAGUAUGCGAUCGACUAACGUACAUGAUAACAGCAAAUUAUGAUGAAUAAACGCAUGAUAUGAGCAAUACGUAUACACUCAAUAACACUUUAAGGGCUUCACACAAACGCCUCUGUUUUUAUUAAUAAAAUUUCAAACUGUAAUGUAUUAAUAGUUCUGUGAUACAUUUGUUCUAUUCUUGUGUAUUCUACUUUAGUGUGGUUUUCGGUCUCCGUUUUUCUUUUAAAUUAUUCUUGCGCUUAUUUAUGCCAUUCGAUGUAAAUAAUCUCGCGAGUGAAAUAUGUGAUUUGAGUGCGUUACAGGUAUCACGCACAAAUAAAUGUUAAAAUUGAAAUUUAAUCGAUUCGUUAGUAAUUAGGUGUAUUAAAAACGAAAAAACGAUCGCGAUGGUUUUUUUUCAUUGUUUUGUGUUUUAAUUCGCUGAUUUUUUUCUUUAAAAUUAAGUGAUUAUUUAUAAUUUAAAUAUUCGAAAAAAUCAAUUGACGGCCAAAAAAUAACGAAUGCCAAAUGAGAGAAAAUGUCAAGCGAAGAUAUUGAUUAUCCGUCGGUGCCAACCACAUCAAUUGAUGAGAUUGAAGAGAAUUUUUUACGUUCGUGUCGGAACGGUGACCUUGGUACCGUGAAGCAAUUUUUGGCUUAUCGCGAUGCCAAAAAAGUCGAUUUCAAUAUCAGUUGCAAGGGACGUUCCAAAUAUAACGGAUGGUCGCCUAUUAUAUUGGCUACCUAUUUUGGACAUCGUCAUGUUGUCGAACAUUUAUUGUCACGCAAUGCAGAUGUGAAUGCCGUCAACGAGAAUGGUGAUACGGCACUGCACAAGGCUGCAUUCAUUGGACGAGAGGAUCUGGUCAUGUUGUUGUUGCAAAACGAUGCAGACGUGUGCAUAAUCAACGGUGAGGGUAGGCUUCCACGUGAUAUGGUCCAAUCAUCAGAGAGUGGCCGUGAAAUAGCCAAAUUAUUAAAAGCCGCUGAGCAAACGGAAACACUACGCAAAGAAACCAAAAUGUUAUCCGCUGCACGCGAAGGCAACAUCAUCGAUUUGAAUUCAAUGCUAAAAGAUACCCAGAAUCCACCAAACAUUAACUGUAUUGAUAGUCAAGGUAAUACGUGUUUGCAUUGUGCCGCGUAUCGAGGCCAUAAGAAAACAGCUGUGCUGUUAUUACAAAAUGGAAUCGACACAAAUAUUCGCAACAACAUGGGACAAACGGCACUCAAUUUGACGAGAGACCCACAAAUGAUACAAAUUUUGAGUGUCAAAUCAGUGAGAAAAGUACAAAAAAGCGUGAAUCGAUUGGAAGGGCCAUUGUUGAGGAGAAGCCGCUUUUUGGGCUGGCGACCCAUAUGGGCGGUGCUCGAACGAGGCGUCCUCAACUAUUACCCGUCUCGGGCUGACUCAACCGGCAUUAAUAAGAACAAACGGCGCGACUAUAAAUAUUUGGACAGUGCGCGCAUAUCAUUGAUGCCGACACUGGCUUCUUUUGUAGUCCACUUCAGCGAUGGUGCAUUGCAUCGCUUAAGUGUUGUAUGCAACGACGAAAUGGCACAAGUUGAGCGUCAGAAAUGGGUUAAUGCACUUCAAGAGCAUGCAGCGUAUAGUUCACACUAUCUAUGGGGAGGCGAACAACGACGUGCUGAUAGUGACGAUGAUAAUGUAACCAAGGCAAAGCCUCUCGGAUGCAUGACUGAUGCGUUAGAUUCGGCGUCUGCAAGUUUUGAAGUAUUACAAAGACAACUGGGCGAAUGUACAAACAAUGUCGAACAAUUGCAACGAAAUAUGACUGCAGCAUCGAAAACAUGUGACAAUGGUGGCAAUUUGCCCGCGUCACUAACCACGUUGAUGGUGAGAAAUAUUGAAAUGUCGUACUUGCAUUUUCAAAUGAUAUCUGAAACAGCUGCAAAUAUGGUGUCAUCGUUACAUCACUGUCUAACGUUGUUCCAUCAACAAGAAGAUGUGCGAGUUUUGCAGUUAAAAGAAGAGAAGGAAAAAUGUCGUGUGCUCGAAGAAUCUCUAAAUGUAUUAGCCAAAGAACACCACCAGCUGGAGCAGUCAGUUGCUUCACAUCUGUCGGAAAAGGGUGGUAAUGCAAUGAAGAAUUUCCUUGAAUCGAAUGACGACGAUGAAUUCCAUGAUGCUUUUCACGAUGCCGAAGAUUCCGAUGAUGAAGACACACUGAUGACGGCAUCUGUUUUUAAUUCACCGACGGAAUCACUAGCCGAUCUAAGAUCGAUACCAAUCGCACCAUACGAACGAUUUUCGUACAAUUCACAACGUGACAGCUAUCAUACGGCAGCAGAUGAUCUUGAAGUGGUGAAAGCCAAAUCGAACGGCAACAGCGAUGAGGAGGACAGCGACGACACAUUGGUCGAUGGUACAUCGAUUGCAUCGUCAUGCAACACAUACAUAUCAGACGGCGGUGACGCCUACAAAUGUGCUCGCGAUGAAUUCUUCUUUCGAUCUAACAACGAAAGUGAGCUCAUCGAUUUCAGUGAAUCCAUUCCAUGCGACCAAGUUUGUUCCAUUUCCACACCCACUCCAGAGAGCAAAGAACUUCAAACAGUGACCAAACGAUAUCACCGAACUUCGUUGCCUUCGCCCAUGUUCUCACGCAAUGAUUUCAGCAUUUGGUCUGUUCUAAAAAAUUGUAUCGGUAAAGAAUUGAGCAAAAUCACAAUGCCUGUCAUAUUUAACGAACCAUUAAGCUUCCUUCAACGGAUGACGGAAUACAUGGAAUAUGCUCGUCUGUUGCGAUUGGCCGCCGAACAAGAGGAUCCCAUCGAACGUAUGAAAUAUGUAGCUGGCUUUGCUGUAUCAGCAUUGGCAUCGAAUUGGGAACGUUUGGGUAAACCAUUCAAUCCGCUGUUGGGCGAAACAUACGAAUACCAGAAUGCUGAUUUUCGAAUAAUUUGCGAGCAAGUGUCACAUCAUCCACCAGUAUCGGCAUUUCAUGCUGACGCACCACACUUUAAGUUCAGCGGUGCCAUUCAUCCGAAAUUAAAAUUCUGGGGAAAAAGCGUGGAAAUUCAACCAAAAGGGGUUGUCACCGUUGAAUUGCCCAAAUGGAACGAGGCCUACACAUGGUCGAAUGUCAAUUGCUGUGUUCAUAAUAUAAUCGUUGGCAAAAUGUGGAUCGAACAAUACGGUACAAUGGAAAUUACGAAUAAAACAAAUGGCAUCAAAGCGGUGCUGUCAUUCAAACCAGCCAAUUGGGCGUCAAAAGAUCUGCAUCGUGUCGAAGGAACCAUUUAUGAUAAAAACGAGAAAGGUGUGCGCUUCAUCUACGGAAAAUGGACGGAGUUUAUUAAGAGCACCGAUUAUGAAUCGUACGAGGAAUACUUGAAGGAAAAUGCCCACAAAUUCCGGCGUAGCGAGCGCAGCAAAAGCCCAAAUGAAUCACCGGCACAUACACCGCGCAAAGUUUUAUCGAAAUUGAACAGCCUGAAAAUGAGCUCAUUCAGAAGCUUAUCGAUACAGGAGCCGGAGGAAACACCUGAGCCAUCUGAUGGCGAUCUCCCAAAAUGUGAUUCAACUUAUUCAAUCGAUAUACCGCACUCUGAAAUGAUUUGGGAGGCUGAACCACGUCCACCGAAUACAGCAGAAUUCUAUCAGUUUACAUUGUUUGCGAUGACACUGAAUGAAAUGCCCGAUAUUAAGCCACCAAAUCGGUUGUGCUCAACUGACUCUCGACUCCGGCCCGAUGUUCGUAAGCUUGAGUUGGGCGACAUUGAUGGUGCUGCCUUGGAAAAAACGCGCCUAGAAGAAAAACAACGAGACUCCCGAAAGGCGAUGAAAUCAAGAAAAGAAGAAUGGAAGCCAAAAUGGUUUGCAUUGAAGACUAAUCCGAAUACGAAUCUAACGGACUGGAUAUACAAUGGCGAAUAUUGGAAUCGCAAAUACGACGAAAUUGAUAUUUUCUAAGUGAAACCAGCGCUAAGCAACAUUUAUACAAAAAACGCAUUUAUUCCAGAAAGAGAGCACCAAUUCAUGCUUCUAGACAAAGAAAAAUAGCCAGAGCACAUACUUCUGUAUAACCAACAAAAAAAGUCAUAUAAAAAAUCAUCAUGGGAUGAAGAAAAUUGUUAAAUAACCAUCGAUGGUCCAUCCAAAAAAGGAAAAGAAAAAAAAAGCCGAAGUCAAGGCAAUUAUUGAACAUUUUAACUGCUCACAGUUUUAAAUGUAAAGAAUUCUUCUGAAUAAUAAGGGAAAUUGUUCGGAAUUGGCUCAGUUUCGACACAUUAUUAUAGGACAUUAGGAAGAUAAAAGAUAAGUUAUACAGACAUUGAAAUUGUGUCAAUCUUAUGGAUAGUGAUGGAAAUAGAGGCAAUGAUAAGAUAAGAAGAAAUUUGACAAAUCACUUUAAAUCUAUAACACUCUCUACAUGACCAUGAACACUUGAUAUAUAUUUGUCUUAAAAUCUAACAACAUUUUCAAGAGAAAAAACAGUUGAUUCGUGUGAUGGAAGUAAUAAAUUCCACCCACCGAUUCACUCAUCGCAGUGAACACAAUAUCUAAAUAUUUCUCACGAAUGUUUCAUAUAACUUUAGAAAAAUGAAAAGAAAGUUGUCACAUUUUCAACACAUCACGCGAUUUGUGCACAAUUUUAUCUUCCUUCCCGCAAAUCGACGUUUUUUUGCUCGGAGUUUAUCCCAUUAUCUUGGCUCUUCCAUUCAACGACAUCAAUCUGAAGACAAAAUAUUACCAAAAUAGAACUGUCGAUGAUGUGCCAAAACCAAAACUCAAAGAAAGCAACAUCCCCUUCCAGCCCAAAUGAUAUCAAUCAAAGCCGAUGAUUAGCUUUUGAUCAGCCGUUUUAAAAAUUGUCAGCAAUUAGAAUUGCUUUGUUUUGGAUAUUAAUUGACAUGUUAUACCAAUUUAAAAGAUAAAUUGUUUUAGAAUCUAAAUUGGUAAUCAAUAAAAAAACAAAUCUAAUGAAGAAAAAAAAAAUGUAUAACCAAAUGGUCCAAAUGGAAAUAUUCUACAGAUCGAAUGAAAGCAAAACCAAACACUUGGAAAUGAAAUCGAGAAAAGUGCUAGGGCAUAUGCAUAUUGAUUGCAUUUCCUUGGCAUUUAUCCACAUUUCAAUCCUUUUUCAUUCAUUUUUUUCAGUCACUUGCUACACAUCACUUUAUGCAGAAUAUUUGUUGUGGAACAACAGUAACAAAAAGAAUAGAAACACUUUUGCCUCUGAAAAAAGUGCUGCCAGUUAAUAGAGUCAAAGAAUAUAGCAAUAAAAUGCACAUGCAUAGCAAUUUCUAAUUUGAAUAAAAAUAAAAUGAUUUUUUUCCCUCAGCCCACGCACUCAUUGCACAAACCGAA